AUGAUUUUGGAAACUUCGUUCCAACCGAGGAUCUAUAAUAUUGCUGAAAGGCGUAAUUACACAGCAAAUUUUGCUUCAAACGAUUAUGAAACCAAUUUCUUAAAUAAGGGAACGCCACUAGUUAUUGAUAACGGAUCAUAUCAGUGUCGUGUUGGGUGGGCUACUGACAAUUCACCAAGAUUACAAUUUGAUAAUUUGGUUUCUAAGUAUAAAGAUCGUAAAUUGAAUCAAAGCGUUUUGUUGGUCGGCAAUGAUGUUUAUACGGACGCUACGGCAAAAACGAAUGCAAAAUCAGCAUUUGAUGGAAAUGUGGUUUAUAAUUUUGAAACGAUGGAAUCUGUUUUAGAUUACAUCUUUAUCAAACUUGGAAUCAAUACCGAUAGAGUAAAUCACCCAAUAUUGAUGACUGAACCUGUCUGCAAUCCAAGUCAUUCGCGAAAACUGAUGUCAGAGCUGUUAUUUGAAUGUUAUCGUGUACCAUCGGUGUGUUAUGGUAUUGACGCGCUUUUUAGCUUUCAUUGUAAUGGAUUAUCUUCCGAUGAAGGUGGAAUUGUGAUAUCAUCCGGUCAUACUACGACCCAUGUUAUACCAGUAUUUGGUCGUAGCGUGUUAGGACAGACUAAAAGGAUAUCAUAUGGUGGAUUGACAUCAACGGAUUACAUGUUAAAGUUAAUGCAAUUAAAAUAUCCAACAUUUCCAACAAAAAUGACUGUUAACCAAGCACAAGCUAACGAAAAGAGUGAGGAAGAAUUAGCUAGGGCAGAAGAAAGAAGGCAGGAGCAAGCACGUCGUUUAAAAGAACAAGCUGCGAAAUUAAGGCAUCAGAAACUAAAAGAUCUAGAAAGCACUUUGGAAUUCUACAUGGAAAUCAAAACAAGUAAAUCCUCAAUGAAAAAAGCAGAAUUUAUUGUAUGGU
Messenger RNA from Dentiscutata heterogama, 916 nucleotides. Lineage: Eukaryota; Fungi; Glomeromycota; Glomeromycetes; Diversisporales; Gigasporaceae. The record is from the annotation of a GenBank genome assembly.